This is a messenger RNA of Tribolium madens (black flour beetle), 2124 nucleotides long. It is a transcript of the gene dnr1, whose product is annotated as E3 ubiquitin-protein ligase MYLIP. The record is from RefSeq and is a predicted model, not a curated record. Gene Ontology annotation, molecular function: ubiquitin-protein transferase activity. Gene Ontology annotation, cellular component: cytoskeleton. Gene Ontology annotation, biological process: ubiquitin-dependent protein catabolic process. The transcript has 3 exons. Bases 197 to 1513 code for a protein of 438 amino acids. NCBI's taxonomy places the organism in Eukaryota, Metazoa, Arthropoda, Insecta, Coleoptera, Tenebrionidae.
CAAGGAACUUCGAUUUAAUAUUGUCCAAGCUGUUGCAUAGUAUGGACGUUGUCGUAAAAUGUGCAAAGAGUUUAUACAACAAACGAUACGCCGUCAGUAUAUUAGGACAUUGCGAUUUUAUCAAAUGAUCAGUGGCUUUUGCUAGCGAUUUUUCGUCUAGCCAACUUUGAGGUUCAUUUUGUCGAAUUUUGGAAAAAUGUGGUGUCUCAUCAGCCAGGCCAAUUCGGUCGUUUUUGAAGUACGGGUUGACCCCAAAGCCAUCGGCCAGGAAUGUCUCGAAAAGGUGUGCGAAUUCGUGAAUGUGCGAUACGAGUCUGAUUACUUCGGAUUGAAGUACGAAAACCACAAGGGAGAAGAAUCCUGGUUAAAUUUACGAAACCCCAUUGAUCGGCAAGUGACUUUUCACGGUCACACGUCCUAUCUCCGCUUAUCACUGCGAGUGAAAUUCUGGGUUCCUCCUCACAUUCUGCAACAAGAGAGUACUCGUCACCAGUUUUAUCUCAAUGCGAGGCUUCAUUUGUUGGAAAAACGCUUAACAGCCCCGGAUUGGGCGAGCAUUUCAAGACUGAUCGCUUUUAUAGCACAAGCGGAGUGUGGCGAUUUCAACGAACUUGAUCCGCCUAGAAAUAUUUACAAUUUAGCUACAACGAUAGCUCCUCUGAAUCAGUCGGAAAAAUCCGGAGAUUUGCUACAAAGGAUCGUCCACGAGCACAAAAAAUGCAAAGGGAUGAAGAGCUCUUCGGCAGAGUAUUGGUUUUUGAAGGAAGUGUCGGAGUUUGAGAAUUUCGGAGAGGAGACUUUUACGGUGAAAAAUCACCAGAACAAUAACACGGUGUACGGGAUUGGCCCUCACGGAAUCACAAUUUACAAAAAAGACGAAGAGAAGGAGUUGAUUUCGUUUACUAACAUAACGAGUGCUUCCUCGCAUAAGCGCACUUUUAAACUAGAAUAUUUGACCAUCGAUAACGAAGUGGCUAUUCUAAAUAUUAAACUAGAUUCUAGUCAUUUGGCUAGUAGCUUAUAUCGAGCUAUUACAGAAAAACACGCUUUCUACAGCUGCGAAACGGUUCGCAGCGCCGUAACGGCUCAAUUUAUUCGAGAUCUGAAAGGGACCAUUGUUUCAAUUUUCAACGAGGACUCGACUUUAGGCAAAAAGUACGUUUUCGAUAUUCGAAGGACCUGCAGAGAGGUAUAUGAUAAUGCAAGAAGAGCUUUGUAUUUGGAAAACACUACUCAGGAAAUAACUCGCUCGAAUCUCGACCACAACGGCAACGCGGAAGAGUGCAAGAAUUCCCAAGAAAAAUUGUCGAGAUUUUUGGACGCUAUGACUUGUAAGAUCUGCAUGGACAGUCAAAUCGAUGCGAUUUUCCUUCCUUGUGGGCACGGGGUGGCUUGCACGGCCUGCGCUUCGCGGUGCGACCGGUGCCCUCUGUGUCGCUCCGAUAUCGCGCAAGCACAGAAGGUGUUUUUGCCUAUCGAAUUGCAACACCUGCUGGUGGCCCAGACGAAUUAAGGCGAGGUGAAAGACUGCAUUUUUACUUUAAUGAGAUCUCGAAUAGUUUAGUUUGGAGUUUUUGUGGAAGUGAACAGAGUACACAAGUGACAAUCGUAUAAUUUUUUGAUCUUUUCUUGUGAUGUUUUGUUAACCAAAAUCUCAUAUUGAGGUUAUAUUGUACAUUUCUAAGUAUCUAUCUACAUACUAUUUUUACUAUGUAAAGUACGAAGGACCUAAAGUGUUGUAUUUUAUUAACUAUUGACAAUAGUCAGAAAAUGCAAAACCUAUCGAAAAUGUAAAUGACAUGAAAUAUUAAUAGUCAUAUUAUCAAUGCAAAAUGUAAAUUAGGUUUAGUUUCGAUACUUGUUAAUAUAAUAAAAAUGUUAUAAUGCUAGUAUUAUAAUGAGAAAAUGUGUGAUAAGAAAUUUUUGUUUUGUGAUAAUUGCAUUCAUUUGGAAAUUAUAAGUUUACGUUUACCUACUAUCAAAUUUUAUUAAUCGAUGUUAAAAGUACCUAAGUGUAGACGUGUAUAUGUCACAUAUUUACAAGUAUUUUGUUAUUAGUAUUAUAACGAGUAUCUGUUAAAUUUUUUGCUAUUCACGUUUACGUCAACAUGAAAUUACAAUAUA